Messenger RNA from Perkinsus marinus ATCC 50983, 1059 nucleotides. Its product is annotated as methyltransferase, putative. Gene Ontology annotation, biological process: tRNA methylation; RNA (guanine-N7)-methylation. The record is from RefSeq and is a predicted model, not a curated record. Gene Ontology annotation, molecular function: tRNA (guanine(46)-N7)-methyltransferase activity. The transcript is spliced from 5 exons. NCBI's taxonomy places the organism in Eukaryota, Perkinsozoa, Perkinsida, Perkinsidae. The coding region runs from base 46 to 1059 and encodes 337 amino acids. Gene Ontology annotation, cellular component: tRNA methyltransferase complex.
UACUGGCUCGACCCGUGCUGGGUACCAACGUAUACGUUCACUCAAAUGCUACCCACAUCUACCAACCAAGAUAGUCAGCCGGCCAUCCCCUCCUCGCCCGAGGCUGCGUCUUCGCUGGCCAGCCUUGCCAACCGGAACACGGACGGAGAGCCCACAACGAAGCGGUUCAAGCCCAAGAAGGCCGACUUCAGGCAGCGCGCCCAUUGUAACCCCUUGAGCGACCCACUGAUGCAGUACCCUGUGUCGCCUCGCCAUGUGGACUGGUCUAUGCACUUCCCCAAGUACUUUCACACUGACAGGAGUCGGGAGGAGUGCGAACAGACUAUCUUUAACAAUACUAAAGAUCAUCCUAUCGAAUACGAUUCCUCGCUGAUCUACGACCACCCCGUUCGUAACAAUUUCAUCCUCGACAUCGGAUGCGGAUUCGGAGGUCUUCUGGUAUCUCUCGGACCGCUAUUCCCAAAUAAUCUCAUCAUGGGUAUGGAAAUUCGAGAGCAAGUGACCAACUACGUGGGCGAGCGGAUCCGUAGCAUGAGACUUUCUGAUGGACCUUAUAAGGGUGAUAACAUCGCCGUUAUCCGAACGAACGCUAUGAAGUUUCUGGCCAACUACUUCCCAAAGGGCUCGUGUGACAAGAUGUUCUUUUGCUUCCCCGAUCCUCAUUUCAAGAAGCACAACUGGAGACGGAGAAUCAUAAACGACCCUUUGAUGAGCCUGUACGCGUAUGUGUUGAAGCCAGGUGGAUUGCUGUAUACCGUUACUGAUGUGGAGGAUCUCCACGUUUGGAUGAGGGACUGUGGCGAGCGUCAACAUGAGCUUUUCGAGAGGGUCACCGAUGCUGAACUGGCGGGAGACCCUUGCAUAAAAUGUAUUGAGAAUGACACUGAAGAAGGAAAGAAGGUCAAGCGGGCUGGCAAGCCCUGCUACACUGCCGUGUUCAGGCGUCGUUGUGACCCUCCCUCACUGAUCGACCAGGCGGCCUCUUACCACAGAUUCCUAGAGGAGGCUGCGGCCCGGCAAGCGGCCGCUGCCGUGGCCGCUGGAGCUCUAGGUCUUUAG